Messenger RNA from Melopsittacus undulatus (budgerigar), 653 nucleotides. Its product is annotated as delta-like protein B. The transcript has 3 exons. NCBI's taxonomy places the organism in Eukaryota, Metazoa, Chordata, Aves, Psittaciformes, Psittaculidae. The record is from RefSeq and is a predicted model, not a curated record. The coding region runs from base 25 to 603 and encodes 192 amino acids. Gene Ontology annotation, molecular function: Notch binding; calcium ion binding.
CAUUGGCCGUCGGUGUGAUGUGUUAUGUGUUACAUGUAUGUCACAUGUAUGUUACAUGUAUGUUACAUGUAUGUUACAGGGGGUCAGUGCCGCUCCGUGCCCGGUGCCCCCCCCCUCUGCCGUUGCCGUCCGGGGUUCAUUGGCCGUCGUUGUGACCGGAACCUGGACGAGUGCAGCCCGAACCCAUGUGCCAACGGGGGCACGUGCCAGGACGGCGUCAACGCCUUCCACUGCGCAUGCACGCUGGGCUACGCCGGGCGGCGCUGCCAGCGCCGCGCCGACGCAUGCGCGUCGGGGCCCUGCCUGCACGGGGCCACGUGCUACACGCACAUCUCCGGGCACGUGUGCGCGUGCGCGGCGGGGUACAUGGGCGCGCUGUGCGAGGAGGCGGUGCCAGCCCGGGCCACGCCCCCUCCCCGAGGCCACGCCCCCCUCGUGCUGGGCUGCGCCGUGCCCGCGGCCCUGCUGCUGCUGAUGGUGAUCGUCGGGAGCGCGCUCGGGGCGGCCGGGAGGCGCCCCCGCCCCCCCCCGCCGGGGGGAGCUCCGGUGCUGAGCGCCCCGGGCCGGGAGCAGCGGAUCGGGCCCUCGGCCACGCGGGUGUGAUCGGCGCCGCUGGAUCCGCUCCGGACCCCCCCGCGAUGGAUCCCCCCAAU